Messenger RNA from Dalotia coriaria, 1380 nucleotides. Its product is annotated as homeobox protein Mohawk. Gene Ontology annotation, cellular component: nucleus. The transcript is spliced from 6 exons. The coding region runs from base 223 to 1257 and encodes 344 amino acids. The record is from RefSeq and is a predicted model, not a curated record. NCBI's taxonomy places the organism in Eukaryota, Metazoa, Arthropoda, Insecta, Coleoptera, Staphylinidae. Gene Ontology annotation, molecular function: DNA-binding transcription factor activity, RNA polymerase II-specific; RNA polymerase II cis-regulatory region sequence-specific DNA binding. Gene Ontology annotation, biological process: regulation of transcription by RNA polymerase II; cell development; muscle organ development.
GCAUGGAGAAGAAACCAGACAAACACCAGACCACAAUAGAAAGCCCAACGGAAUUCGUCUCUAGAAGAACUCCAGUAGGCGAUACAAAAAUUCCACUGCCAAUAAUGGUCCCAAUGAUCAACGCCACGCCAUUGAGGAGGGUUGGUUUUUCUUGUUCCGGAAGUUCGUCCGCCAUUGUUUCUCAAUGUUUGACUAAGUUAAAAACAGUAGUCGCCGGCGGCGAUGUCCCCAGAUCCACAGAUCCACCGAUCUAAACGCGCAUCUGUUGUCUCAGUUCUACCUUUGACACUGUUUGCUGUUUGCCUGAAAUUCUCCGAGUCGUGUUGUGUGUGUGAAAGCGUGCCCAGCAAGCACCAAAUUUUCCAUGUUCGUGGACAGCAGGAAUUAAAAAGCCCUCGCGGUAUGGAGCAGCGCGUGUUCGAAGGUGGCAACAAGGAAAGGACCCGUCGACCUGUGCGGAAUAAACGCUACAGCAGGAAAGCAUUUGGUGUUGAUCGGCGGCCUCCAAAACGCCUCUUCACACCGGAAAUUAAACGCUUUUUAAAAGACUGGCUGGUUCGACGGAGAGAUAAUCCUUAUCCGAAUCGUGAUGAGAAGAAAACCCUUGCAGUACAAACAGGGUUAACUUACAUUCAAGUAUGCAAUUGGUUUGCAAACUGGCGUAGAAAACUAAAAAACGCUGGAAAAGAACCGCAAAGAAAAACCUGGGGACAUUUAAUAAAAACCUACAACAGUCAGGUGCAAGGUAACGUAGAACACUUUUCAAUUUGCUCAGAAGAUUCAAUCUGGCAAGAAUUAGAAGCUGGCAAAUCAGAUUCUGAUUACAACGAUGAUCUUGGCUCAGCAAUGCGGUCUUCCAACGCAACAUCGGCAACAACUGAACGUUGUGCUGUACAACCACAAUGUUUCUUUAUAAGUUCUACAACAGAAGGUGCAGAAUGCGUUGAGGACAAUCCAUUCGCACAACACAACAAAUAUAAAAGUCACAUCAUGGAGAAAUAUCUGCGUGACUGUCAAAAUCCAGCGAAUUACGAAUACAGCGAGAUCACAAAACCGUCCAUGAUCUCCCGAUGGCUGGAAAGCGCCGCCAACUUUAAACCAAGCGAAAAAAACUAUCUGUAUUUCCACGAGGUUGACGAAAAGGUUGAGGAAAAGAAAAGUAAGUGUAAGAAUCAAGCGCCACACGGCAGAGAAGAAUUAGACGCUGCUGAGGCUCUGACAACUCUCGCAUUCGCGCACAAUUUGUUAAAAUCAUAAUAUUUAUGACAUUUUUUAUGGAUAGGCAUUUUUAGGGCAUUUUUUAGACUUGUUUGUUGAUGAAUUCUAGGAAACUGAAUCAGUGUAUUAAUUGAUGAUUGAGUUUUUGUUUUCAUGUUGUGU